This is a messenger RNA of Ambispora gerdemannii, 1699 nucleotides long. The record is from the annotation of a GenBank genome assembly. Lineage: Eukaryota; Fungi; Glomeromycota; Glomeromycetes; Archaeosporales; Ambisporaceae.
AUGGAUAUAAACAUAAAAACAUCUAUAACAGAUUUGAGUAAUUCUAAGAAUUGCAAAAAUUUGGAAAACGACAAACCGGAAGCUUAUAAUAAAAAUGAAAAGAAUCUACACUUUGAAUCAGCAUCGAUUGAGAUUACAACAAAUUAUAAUGUCCAAAUUCCUUCAUCUUCCCUUCCCCAAUUUCCAAAAACGGCACAUUGUAAUGAUAAUGCCAAAAAUUAUAAUAAAUCUAUAUUGAUUCAAGAGUCAUGUAAAUGUAGUCCUAAAAUCACCGUUGAUAUCAAUCGUGAAAGCAAAAUAAUCAAUUCAUGUAACGCCAACAAGAAUGAAGACAUGAUAAUUGUCUGUCAUGACGAUAAGAUCGUAUCGAAGAUCGAUCUUAAGGAUGACGAGACAAUAUCCUUAGAUGAGAAUCCAAUGAAUUGGCCACGAGGGAAAAAACGGAGAAUUUUAUUUUUGAUUGCUUUUGCCGGGAUGAUAGCGCCUCUUACUAGCACGAUUCUUUAUCCGGCUCUAAAUUUAAUUCGAAAAGACUUGAAUACUCGACAAAUACUUGCAAAUGCGUUAGUCGGCGUAUUUAUCCUAGUUCUCGGAAUCGCACCGCUUGGAUGGGCAUCAUUUUCCGAUACGUGGGGCACUCGACGAAUCGCUUAUUUAUCCUCAUUCUUAAUCUUUAUUGCUGCGUCUUUCAUUUGUGCUUUUUCGUCUAAUAUUUGGUUACUGCUAAUAAUGCGAGCCAUACAAUCAUGCGGUGCUUCAGCUGUUCAAAGUAUUGGAGCGGGGACAAUAGGCGAUAUUUAUCCGCCUACAGAACGAGGAGCAUCUUUUGGUCUAUUUUGCAUCGGUCCGCUACUUGGAACAGUUAUUGGCCCUGUAAUUGGCGGUUAUUUAGGAGAAGCAUUUGGAUGGAGAUCGAUAUUCUGGUUUUUAUCGAUAUUAGGAGUCAUAAUCAUUGUUAUGGUUUACUUUUUUCUGCCAGAGACAUUCUAUCAGCAAAUUCCAACAGACCAACAAAAGAAAAAACGAUUUAACCCAUUCUCACCACUAUCUCUUCUUAGAUAUACACACUUACAAAUAGUGGUAUUCUAUAUAAGCAUUCUCUUUGCAAACGUGUACGCCCAACAUAUUUUAGUCUCGACGACUUUUCCAUCUCAAUACAAUCUUUCAACAAGCGCAACCGGUUGGAUAAUUUUUCCAAAUUGUGUUGGCUACCUGAUUGGAUCGGUUGUAGGCGGUCGGUACUCAGAUUAUGUAUUACUCAAGGAGAAAGAACGGAACGAGGGAAAGUAUGAGCCGGAAUUUCGACUUCGAAGUGUCUGGUUUGGUGCAAUUAUUUUCUCGGCUUCUACAAUUGUGUUUGGAUGGUUGGUAGAGUUUAAGUCGUCUUUGAUAUGGCCUCUAUUAGCAAUGUUUUUCGUUGGCCUUGGAACUAUGCUCAUCUUUUCUUCAGCAUGCAGUUACAUGAUCGACGCAUUCCCGUCAUUAGGCGCUUCAGCAAUCGCCACAAAUAAUUGUAUGCGUUAUUCAGCAGCAGCAGUGAUGACUGUUCUCACUGAACCGUUGCAUCAAGUUUUAAGCAUCGGUUGGAUAUUCACCAUUCUUGGAGCUCUUUCUGUGGUUGGCGGGUUGCUUUUGGUAUUGGUCUAUACUCGAGGUUCAAAAUGGCGUGAACGAGCUUUGGUGAAGCAAAGCAACGUUG